AUGGAAGCCGAAUACUUGAGGAGCGAGACCGCCUUUCUGGAAGAGUUGGUGUUUGGAAGUGGAGAUACCAUUGAACUUUCCUGUAACACGCAAGGCUCUUCUGUGUCUGUUUUCUGGUUUAAAGAUGGUAUCGGGAUUUCACCUACCAACAGAACUCAUAUUGGACAAAAACUGUUGAAGAUAAUCAAUGUGUCAUAUGAUGACUCAGGGCUGUACAGUUGCAAGCCGAGGCAUUCCAACGAGGUCUUGGGAAACUUUACAGUCAGAGUUACAGAUUCCCCUUCAUCGGGUGAUGAUGAAGAUGACGACGAUGAGUCAGAAGAUACAGGUGUCCCCUUCUGGACCCGGCCAGAUAAGAUGGAGAAGAAGCUACUGGCAGUUCCCGCCGCCAACACCGUUCGCUUCCGAUGUCCGGCGGGUGGAAACCCAACUCCUUCCAUCUACUGGCUGAAAAACGGCAAGGAGUUCAAAGGAGAGCAUAGGAUUGGGGGCAUCAAGUUGCGACACCAACAGUGGAGCUUGGUGAUGGAGAGUGUUGUGCCGUCAGACCGAGGAAAUUACACCUGUGUCGUGGAGAACAAAUAUGGCAAUAUUAGGCACACGUACCAGCUUGACGUAUUAGAAAGGUCACCCCACCGACCAAUCCUACAGGCAGGGCUCCCUGCCAACCAGACCGUGGUGGUAGGGAGCAACGUGGAGUUUCACUGCAAGGUCUACAGCGAUGCCCAGCCCCACAUCCAGUGGCUGAAACACGUGGAAGUCAACGGCAGCAAAUAUGGACCCGAUGGAACACCCUAUGUCACGGUGCUGAAGACGGCAGGUGUUAACACAACGGAUAAGGAGCUAGAGAUUCUGUACUUGCGAAAUGUUACUUUUGAGGAUGCUGGGGAAUAUACUUGUCUCGCAGGGAAUUCUAUUGGGUUCUCACAUCACUCUGCUUGGCUGACGGUGCUACCAGCGGAGGAGCUCAUGGAAAUGGAUGAUUCGGGCUCGGUGUACGCUGGCAUUCUCAGUUACGGCACUGGCUUUGUUCUCUUCAUCCUGGUGCUGGUCAUUGUGAUUAUCUGCAGGAUGAAAAUGCCAAACAAAAAAGCCAUGAACACCCCCACUGUACAGAAAGUCUCCAAAUUUCCACUCAAGAGACAGGUGUCGCUGGAGUCCAACUCUUCCAUGAAUUCCAACACGCCCCUGGUCCGGAUCACGCGUCUCUCCUCCAGUGACGGGCCGAUGCUGGCCAACGUCUCCGAGCUGGAACUGCCUCCUGAUCCCAAGUGGGAAUUGGCACGCUCUCGCCUGACCUUGGGGAAGCCGCUUGGCGAGGGGUGUUUUGGCCAGGUGGUGAUGGCAGAAGCGAUUGGGAUUGAUAAGGACAAGCCAAACAAGGCCAUCACAGUUGCUGUCAAGAUGUUAAAAGAUGAUGCCACAGAUAAGGACCUUUCUGACCUGGUCUCUGAGAUGGAAAUGAUGAAAAUGAUUGGGAAGCACAAAAACAUCAUUAACCUCCUCGGUGCCUGCACGCAGGACGGACCGCUCUACGUGUUGGUGGAAUACGCAUCGAAGGGGAACUUGCGGGAAUACCUCAGGGCACGUCGCCCACCUGGCAUGGACUAUUCCUUCGACACCUGCAAGCUGCCGGAGGAGCAGUUGACAUUUAAAGACCUGGUUUCCUGCGCCUACCAGGUGGCCCGGGGCAUGGAGUACUUGGCAUCUCAGAAAUGCAUUCAUCGCGACUUGGCAGCCAGGAACGUGUUAGUCACUGAAGAUAAUGUGAUGAAAAUAGCCGAUUUUGGCCUCGCUAGAGACGUUCACAACAUCGACUAUUACAAGAAAACCACCAAUGGUCGGCUGCCUGUGAAAUGGAUGGCUCCAGAAGCCUUGUUUGACCGAGUCUAUACUCACCAGAGCGAUGUCUGGUCUUUUGGAGUGCUACUAUGGGAGAUCUUCACUUUGGGAGGGUCUCCGUACCCGGGAAUUCCCGUUGAGGAACUCUUCAAACUCUUGAAGGAAGGACAUCGGAUGGACAAACCCGCAAACUGCACCCAUGAUUUGUACAUGAUCAUGCGGGAGUGCUGGCACGCGGUCCCCUCGCAGCGGCCCACCUUCAAGCAGCUGGUGGAAGACCUGGACAGGGUCCUCACCGUGACGUCCACCGAUGAGUACCUGGACCUCUCAGUGCCCUUCGAGCAAUACUCACCAGCCGGCCAGGACACCCACAGCACCUGUUCCUCGGGGGAUGACUCGGUCUUUGCACAUGACCUGCUGCCCGAUGAGCCCUGCCUGCCCAAGCACCCCCCCUGCAAUGGCGUCAUCCGGACAUGAGGACACCC
Messenger RNA from Opisthocomus hoazin, 2327 nucleotides. NCBI's taxonomy places the organism in Eukaryota, Metazoa, Chordata, Aves, Opisthocomiformes, Opisthocomidae. The record is from RefSeq and is a predicted model, not a curated record.